UGAAAGAGCAGGAAGAGAAAGCUGUGUGUGUGUAUGUGUCAGCGUGUGUGCAUGCGUGUGUGUUGGUGUGUGUGCAGUCAUGGACCUGCGCUCAGAGCUGCUCAAAUCCAUCUGGUUUGCUUUCACGGCUCUGGAUGUGGAGAAGAGCGGCAAAGUGUCCAAGUCCCAGCUGAAGGUUCUGUCUCAUAAUCUGUGUACAGUGUUGUGUAUCCCCCACGAUCCGGCCGCUCUGGAGGAACAUUUCCGUGAUGAUGACGACGGACCGGUCUCGAGUCAGGGCUACAUGCCAUACCUCAACAAAUACAUCCUCGAUAAGGUGGAGGAGGGUACUUUUGUGAAGGAGGAGGUGGACGAGCUCUGCUGGACUCUCACAGCCAAGAAGAACUACAGGCCGAAGGGGGACGACAUCCUGCCCAAGAAAGAUGCCUUCCGGCUCUGGUGUCUCUUCAUCUUCCUGUCUGAGGACAAAUACCCGCUGGUGAUGAUCCCUGAUGAGGUGGAGUACCUACUGAAGAAGCUGUGCAUGGCCAUGAGUGUGGAGCUGAACUGUGUGGAGCUGGAGGACUUUAUUUCCCAGGAUUCCAUUCAGCAGAACGGUUUCAGUGUGUGGGCAUUUCUGCAGAUGAUGAAUUCUGGGAAGCUCACCAGAGGACUUACCGAGGAAACUGUCAGCAUGGCCAUCGAGGAAGUGUAUCGAGAGAUCGUGGGAGAUGUGCUGAAGGAGGGUUACCUGUGGAAGAAAGGUCAGUUGAGGAGGAACUGGACGGAGCGCUGGUUCACCCUCAAGCCCAGCUCUCUGGACUACUACGUCAGUGAAGACCGCAAAGAGCGUAAGGGCAGCAUCGCACUGGACACCAACUGCUGUGUAGAGGCUCUACCAGACAGAGAUGGGAAGAGGUGUAUGUUCUGCCUGAAGACCAUCUCAAAGACGUUUGAGCUCAGUGCCUCAGACACCAAACAGCGUCAGGAGUGGACAACAGCGAUCCAGACGGCUAUCCGGCUACACGCAGAGGGGAAGUGCUCCCUACAUAAGGAGCUGAAGCUGAAGCGGCGGGAGCAGCGUGAACGCAGGGAGAGGAGGCGGGAGGAGAAGGAGCAGGAGCUGCAGCACCUCCAUUUGCUACAGGAGGAACGCGAGCGCAAGAAUGCUGAGCUGGAGCUCCUGAAGGAGGCGCAGAGACAAGCACAGCUACUGCUCGAACAAGAGGAACAGCGGAGACGUGAACAGCACGAACAGCUCCAAAAAGGACUGGAGCUCCAGCUAAGGGAGGCACAGGAGGCACGCGUGUUUAUGCAGGCUGAGAUGGCUCUGAAGGAGGAGGAGGCAGAGCGUCAGAAGAGGCGGAUCCAAGAGCUGGAGGAGUUGCAGCAGAGAUUAGAGGAGGCACUGAGACAGGAGAUCAAAGCGAGACAGGAUGAGGAGCAGCACCGAUACAAACAAGCCAGGUUGCUGGAGGAAGAGGAGGACAAGAUGAAGUCCCUGAUGACUCUGCAGGAGGAGCAGGAGGAGUUCAUUCAGAGAGAGCAGAAGGAAAAACAGGAGCUCAAACAGGAAAUGGAAAACAAAACGCGAGCGCUGGAGGAGGCGCAGAAACAGCUGGAAGAGAUCAGAGCAAACAGACACAGAGUGGAUCAGGACGUGGUGGCUGCUCAGAGGAAGCUCCGGCAAGCGAGCACUAAUGUCAAACACUGGAACGUUCAGAUGAACAGACUGAUGCACCCUAUUGGACCUGGAGAGAAGCGGAUGUCGCCAGGAGGCUACUCCAGUUUCCGUAUCCCGCCGCAGAAGGAUCCGGGGCUGCGGCUCAGAAGGACAAGCAGCGAACAGGAUGAGGAGAGCAAAGAGAACACGUUAGAGAACCGACUCUCAAAGCCCUCCAAUGGAACCAUGAACACACACUGAGAGGCGUGGCCAACAAGAUCCACACCUCGGUUUCAGUUUUCAUUGGCAGAGAGAGAGCGAGAGCGCACUACAGAAGCCACCACUUCAGCAGUGUAAAUCUCCCAAAACCCCACAGACUCAGUGACUUACCUCAAUACUUAACGCUUCCUUUAAGAUGCAUGACGGAAUCGAAGCAAAGCAUACAGCUACUAAUGCAACUAAUGCAGAAUCCAACACAACUCCUGUGUUUACACACUCCUUGUGGAAAAUAUUAACUGUUCACAACAGUUUUAAUCCUGAAUUUUGCUUGUAGAUGUAUACAUGUUGUACGUUACAAACACGUGAUGAUUACACUCGGUUUAGCGAGACUUGGAUUUUCUCAGAGGACCUGAGCAUUAAAGGCCUCGGUGUACUUCAAGCAAAGAUGACGUUCGGCUAGCUUCCACAAACAACGUGACGGUAAUGUGGAGCAAACAGACAUCAUCUCAAGGUAUAAAAAAAAAAGUAGAAAAGUGGGUCUCCUUGUCAAUGUAUCACACUCGCCGUCCUCACCAUCCUCAUCCCUCAGUUUAUUUAAUUGUCCCUUUUUUUUUGUAAAUAUGGAAUAACAGAAGCAGCUCUUCCUCUUGUUCCAUCAUGUCUUUCUGUUCACCCACCAGCAACCGGUCAUCUUCCUGUAAUCAUAGAAAUAGUCCUGAAAUUUUAACAGCGCCACCUGCAGUACUGGAGGACUCAUACAGGACCACAAAUUCAGUAAAUAAGCUUGAGGGUGUGGUUUCACCUUCAUGUAAACCUCGCAGAUGUCAUGAAGUAUGCUGAGACCUUUUGUGUGCUUGUAAACGUGGCUAACGAUUAUUCUGUAUUUCACAUUGUAGUUUUUAUUGCUUCGUCUGCAUGUAAAGGCUAAGUGUACAAUAAAUCAAAAUGGCACAAUA
Messenger RNA from Neoarius graeffei (lesser salmon catfish), 2817 nucleotides. It is a transcript of the gene def6a, whose product is annotated as DEF6 guanine nucleotide exchange factor a. The transcript has 11 exons. Gene Ontology annotation, cellular component: nucleus; cytoplasm. The coding region runs from base 80 to 1903 and encodes 607 amino acids. The record is from RefSeq and is a predicted model, not a curated record. NCBI's taxonomy places the organism in Eukaryota, Metazoa, Chordata, Actinopteri, Siluriformes, Ariidae.